This is a messenger RNA of Aspergillus thermomutatus, 1689 nucleotides long. Its product is annotated as ferric reductase family protein. Gene Ontology annotation, cellular component: plasma membrane. The transcript has 2 exons. Gene Ontology annotation, molecular function: ferric-chelate reductase activity. The coding region runs from base 1 to 1689 and encodes 562 amino acids. Gene Ontology annotation, biological process: copper ion import; iron ion transport; intracellular iron ion homeostasis. NCBI's taxonomy places the organism in Eukaryota, Fungi, Ascomycota, Eurotiomycetes, Eurotiales, Aspergillaceae. The record is from RefSeq and is a predicted model, not a curated record.
AUGAAGACUCAAGCAGUGGUGGAUUACUCCACAGGGCAUGAUGGCCUCAACACUCCUCGCGAUGUUCUUUUUGUCCAGAUCAUCUAUUCGUCCAUGUUGGCGUUCGCUGGCAUGGUCCUACUCGCACGACUGGCUCAAAUUGGGCAUGCCUAUCUUCGCUACAUCAUCUGUUCCAGUUCAUCCGAAAAGCAACAAUCCGUCUGGAGCAUCACCGAAUCAUCACUCUGGGUCCGAAUCAAAAGCCGUCUUCUCUACGCGCCAUUGUCCAGCAAGCGCCAUAACCGAGAGAUCCAGCUCUCGUCGGCCAUUAAUAUGGGCACUCUCCCUUCCCGAUUUCAGUCACUUGUCAUCUUUGGAUAUAUUGUCAGCCAAAUCAUCUACUGCUGCGACCUCAAUUACCAGAAUGACACCCCCGCCGUCAUUGCAGAGCUUCGCGGACGUGCCGGUACAUUGGCCACGGUGAACAUAAUCCCGCUUGUGCUCUUUGCAACCCGCAACAAUCCCUUAAUCCCUCUUCUACGAAUCAGUUUCGACUCAUAUAAUCUUUGCCACCGAUGGCUGGGCCGCAUCGCCGCCGUUGAGAGCAUCGUUCACAUGGCUGCUUGGGCUGUCAACACCGUCCGAGAGGGAAACCCGGCCGCACUUUCUCAACAUCUUGCCGAGACGCCCUCCUACGCCUGGGGAAUGGUUGCAACUGCGGUCAUGGCGUUUUUUAUUGUUCACUCCCUCUCUCCUAAGCCAUGGAUCCAAUGGGCCAUUUUCAUCUGGGGUGCAGAACGAUGCACCCGUCUCCUCUGGCUCGUGUUUCUGAAUGUCUCUCGCCGACACGGCAUGACAAAGCUGCAAGUAGAAGCACUUGCUGGCGAAGCCUGCCGUCUCACAUUCUUUCUCCCCAAGCACUACCCCGUCCCACCGGGCAGCCACUUCUACGCGUACAUCCCCCACAUCUCCUGGUGGAUGUCGCACCCCUUCUCCGCAGCCUGGUCAGACACCUCAGCCAGCGCCCCCAACCGAAAAAGCAUACAAUCAUUGACCAACGACCCCAAAGCCCUCACCCUCGAAAGUCAAUCCUCCCCACUCAGCCACACAGCCGUGACACUAGUCGUCGCCGCACGGCAGGGCAUGACCCGCGCGCUGUACGAUCGCGCGAUGGCCUCCCCGGACGAAACAUUCACGACAACCGGCUUCCUCGAGGGCCCGUACUCCUCGCACGCGGUCAACAUGUCCAGCUACGGGACAGCCAUCCUCUUCUCCGGCGGCGUCGGCAUAACGCACCACCUCCUCUUCAUCCGGGAUCUGCUUCUCCGCGCAGCAGACGGCCGGGCCGCCACGCGGUCCAUCACGCUGGUCUGGGCGGUACGCGGCAUGGACAGCGUCCGCUGGGUGAUGGAAUAUCUCCAGGAGAUCCUGCAGAUGCCGGAUGCCGAGUCGAUCUUGACGAUCAUGCUGUUUGUGUCGAAGCCGAAGAGUCCCGGCGAGAUGCGCUCGCCGGGGGGUGUCAUUCGGACGUUUGCGGGGCGGUGUAAUCCGGCUACUGUGCUAAAGGAGAUUCUCCCGAGGAGGAUCGGGGCGACGGUGGUGUCGGUCUGUGGGCCUGGGGCGCUGGGGGAUGAUGUGAGGGAGGCGGCUAGACGGCAGGUGGAUCGGGGGGUUGCGGUUGAUUUUGUGGAGGAGGCGUUUACUUGGUGA